AUGAAGUUUCUCGAUUGGUACUUGAAGAUAGCAGCCGUUUCAGCCUUGAUUGGAGGUUCCAUGGAGCUAUUCAUGAUCAAAACUGGCUUCUGUUUUGCUGAAAAUCACGCAAUAGCUUCUCUGUUUGGUAGAAUUCAAUGUUGCGUCAGCUGCUUAUUUAUGUGUACAUUUUCUGAAGACGAUAAAGUGACAGUUUUGGAAUCAGAGAAGAGGGCUUGGGAGAAUUCGCCUGAAGCUCAAGCAAUGAGAGAUGCUCUCAAUCCUUGGCGAGAUCAUGAUAACCAAGAAAGAAUAAGUUCUUAG
Striga asiatica is the source of this 303-nucleotide messenger RNA. The record is from the annotation of a GenBank genome assembly. NCBI's taxonomy places the organism in Eukaryota, Viridiplantae, Streptophyta, Magnoliopsida, Lamiales, Orobanchaceae.